AGCAGAGCUGCUGCUGCUGCUGCUGCUGGAGGAGAAAAUUGUCAAGUCAAUUCCUCUUUUUUCCUGAGUGGGGAGGUUGUGAGUUUGUGUUCACCUGCCGUGGACCUGAUCUGUCAGAGUGGAUCAACUGUUGCUGCAGCCGGAGCAGACGUUUCUCUCCACCUGCUGUGUGUUUUCUCCACGAUGGAUGUUUGAGUCUCUGUGAUUGUUUCACGCAUUAACAUGGAAGAGACACUGAUAGUGUUGUUGGUGCCUCGGAUACACCUUCAUCUGUCCUGAUGAUGAUGAUGAUGAUGAUGAUGCCACAUUGUUGCACUGAGGAGAAUGAGAACAGCCCACACCUCCUUCACACUGGCUCCUCACCUCUCUGUGUGACAACACACCUUUGAUUGUUUCUUUUUUUUAAUUUUUGUUUUAUUUGGCGUAAAAGGAGCAGUUUGGACAUUGGAACUGACUGGCGCGUUCUUUUAUUAUCUGAGUGACCUUGCCUUGUUUCUGGACAUCACUCCUCACCAUGCUGAUGAUGAUGGAGAACAGCAGCAUGGACGCGCAUCAGGUUGAUAUCGAUUCGGAAUUUGAGCCUCCCAGUCGGUCGCGCUCGUGCACUUGGCCGCUGCCGUGUCCCGAGGAUUUCCCGGGUGGAGACGACGCGAACCGGGGACUGGCUCUGGCGUCGGUCAAAGUGGAGCAGUACAACGUGCCCGCGUGCCGCGCCGAGCGAAAAGGCGGCGCGCCGGCGGAGAUCAAGCAUCCAGCCGGCGCACCGGCCCCGGUGGUCGCCGCUCCCGCCUGCAUGUCCGGGGCUGCGCUCGACGUGGCCGGUCAGCUGCGCAAAGCCAAGUCCUCGCGGCGGAACGCGUGGGGGAACCUGUCGUACGCAGACCUCAUCACCCGUGCCAUCGAGAGCACGCCCGACAAGAGGCUCACCCUGUCCCAGAUCUAUGACUGGAUGGUUCGCUUUGUUCCAUAUUUCAAGGAUAAAGGCGACAGCAACAGUUCAGCCGGAUGGAAGAACUCAAUCAGACACAAUCUGUCUCUACACAGUCGCUUCAUACGUGUGCAAAAUGAAGGGACGGGGAAGAGUUCCUGGUGGAUGCUGAACCCGGAAGGUGGGAAAAGUGGAAAGGGACCCAGGCGACGUGCAGCGUCCGUCGACAAUGGCACUCGCUACCUGAAGACCAAGGGCCGCAUCAGCCGCAAGAGAGCAGGAGCUUUGGGCCUUGGACGGGGACAAGGUCAAGGGGGCGGGCCAGCGAUGCAAGGCUCUCCAGAGCAUGGCAGUCCAGCAGGGAAAGGAGGUGUGGUCAUGGGGGGUGAGGAGUACGAUACCUGGACGGAUCUCCAUUCCCGCACCUCCUCCUCUGCCUCCACACUAAGCGGCUGUUUGUCCCCAAUCCUGGCUGAGGCAGAGGCUGAUGAACCAGAGGAGGGUGGAUUAUCCUGUUCAGGCUCCCCACGGUUGUAUCCUAGCCCAACCAGCACCCGUUCCCCUGCCCUGGGCACUGGGGGCCACUGCCCCACUGUGGAACUGCCCCAGCUGACUGACCUGACAGGAGCGAUCAGUCUUGAUGAGAGUGGCUACCCUCAGCCACCACAAAUUAAAUGCAAUGGUUAUCCCUAUGUGCCUGGGCCCAAGGCAGAGGGCUCUUACUGUGGGCCUAUUUAUGGACAGUCUUCACUGGGCAUGCUCCGGCACCACACUCCCAUGGAGACCAUCCAGGAGAACAAGCCAGUCAGCUUUCAGCGCCCACUGAGAGGCUACUCGGAGAAUAAUGCCCUGCAGAGUCUGCUCACCGGAGGUCCUACAUACUGCAGCAAAGACACAGUGCUAGGUCAAGGACGGGAUACACACACAUUAAUAACACAGGGACCCAAUGGUGUUCACAACCAGCACAAUCAGAAUCGCAGCCACAAUCACAGCCAAGAGCAUGCCCAUAAUCCCAGUCUACACAAUGGACACAGCUCAGUCCAUGACCAGAACACAGCCCACCAUCAGAACCACAAUCAGGGUCACAAACACCAAGCCAGCCUCGACUACAGCCACAAGCCGCACCCUGCCCACGACUACGGUCCGAGUCACGAGCACGGUCACAGGAACAAAGUAAACCCCAGCCAUGAUCACACUACGCGCUCCAGCCAGAGUCACAUGCACGGCCACAGCCAACAUAAUGCUGUGCCCAGUGGGCCGCCACCACAGGCCAUCUCGCCACGUGUUAGCACCGACAUCCUGCAGCCCUACAGUCUAAAAACCUCCAACCACUAUGGGCCGCGACCACACCUCCCAACAUCGCCAUCCCUGCCGCCCAACCCUGCCGGGGUUAUGGAUGUUCCCCAGGAUCCCUGUCGCCUGGCAUCUGCGCCUCACCCUCGUCACCAGCCGUACCCAGGAGCUCACCAUCAAGGUAUGACCAACUCCUGGCAUGGCUACUACCACAACAACCACCAGCAUGGAAACGUUGGUUACCAGGGGCAGCAGCACUCCUCCCACAGUCGAAUGGCUGCCAACCUGGAGAUGGAGAACAUACCUAAUAGCCUGGACUGUGACGUAGACUCUAUCCUGCUCAAUGACUUUAUGGACACUGAGAGCAUGGACUUUAACUUUGAUGGCUCUCUUUCCCAUGGUGUGGGCAUGGGGAUGGGCAUGAGCUUAGGGGCAUUUGCUUGCCCUCCAUCAGCUCACUGCAACCAGAGCUGGGUGCCAGGCUGAAUCCUGGUCCCUGGGCUUGGAUAGACACAACACUCAGCCUCUGGGCCAGGCUGCCGGUGGACUGUGAUUCUCCGAGACUGUAGAGCAAAAUAACUUGUCAUUUUUUUUUUCUGGGGACUCCCUACACCAUUACACUCUACUCCCCCCCCCUCCUGUUUAUAAAGCUUUCUGUCUCCAUAUUGAACCUGCCGCCAAUGAUCCCAGAGCUUAUCACCACCUUGUUUAUGCCCUUCAAUUUUUUUCUCCUCUGUUUUUUUUUAUCUCUCCUCCCAGUCUUGUCCUCCUCGUCCUAAGCUCUCAAGCACUUUACAUCCAUCCUUUCAUACAGAUGCAGUAACACAAAGACCAGGCAAAGUCACAUCACGUGUUGGCUUAAGUUUAAUGUAUGCAAUCCACUUCACUGUAUUAUCUCCUCCGACAAAGAAGGUGUUGUUUUUGACUUGGGAAAAUGAUCAAACAGCUGCAUAAAUAUUUGUCAGAGUAGAGUUGUGCUCAGAUUGGGGUUAAAAGGCUUUGAGGUUUAGGGAUGAAGAAAAUGGGAGGGUUUUUUUUUAGAGGAAGAGGGAAGCAGAAGUAAAGAAGGAUUGAAAAGAAGGGAACUCGAGGGUCAGUGUGACUUCUCUCACUGGUGGCAAUUCAGUCAUCCAUCAGACAACCAUCAACAACACUCCAUUGAAAUGCAACGUCCCUUCUUUAAUCUCCAAAGUAAUGCCAGAGUGAUGCAUCACUAUUGCAAAUUUAAUGCGCCACUGUGUUUUUUUUCAACCCACCCUUCAGCUCCGGACACACCAGCUUAAUGUGUUUUGGUGAAAGUGAUGAUUAAAGUCACUCUGCACUAAAUGGGAGAGGGAUUGAAAGGGGUGGU
Messenger RNA from Solea solea (common sole), 3572 nucleotides. RefSeq names its product forkhead box O6 b (gene foxo6b). The coding region runs from base 515 to 2707 and encodes 730 amino acids. Gene Ontology annotation, biological process: regulation of transcription by RNA polymerase II. Gene Ontology annotation, cellular component: nucleus. Gene Ontology annotation, molecular function: DNA-binding transcription factor activity, RNA polymerase II-specific; RNA polymerase II cis-regulatory region sequence-specific DNA binding. The record is from RefSeq and is a predicted model, not a curated record. The transcript is spliced from 2 exons. Lineage: Eukaryota; Metazoa; Chordata; Actinopteri; Pleuronectiformes; Soleidae.